Messenger RNA from Symbiodinium sp. CCMP2456, 1278 nucleotides. NCBI's taxonomy places the organism in Eukaryota, Dinophyceae, Suessiales, Symbiodiniaceae. The record is from the annotation of a GenBank genome assembly.
AUGACGGUCUACCACCAGAUGCAGUCGGUCUGGCCCUUUUGGCAGAUCUUGGGCCGCUUGGAAGCCCGAGCGUUGUCCGUGGAGGCACCAGCCAGCAGCUCAUCGCCCUCUUUGCUCCCACCUCCGGCACUUCCCGAAGCUGUUGGCUUGAAGUGGCAGCGGCUGUUGGGAUCGAGGGGUCUGAAGGUCGAUGAGCAACCUCUGCCCAAGAAGCAGGAGGCGAUGUUGGGCUGCGUCAGCGACAGCGACGGCUUCGCUCAUGUGGCGCUGUCUGCCGACCUCGCACAGAUUGAUGGUCUCAUCGUGACCUUGCAGAGCGCCGUAACAUCAGCUGCCAACGCCUCGAGCCUAUGCUUCCAUGCCUUCGUCCUUCCCCACCAGAAAGACUUUGUCAUCGAGGGCCUUCGAUGCGCCUUUGCGGAGGCUUUGGUGGAGGAUGGCACCGGCCGAGGUCUCUCUUGGCCCAUCCUGGGACUCUUCCGGCUCCACGACCGGGCACAGCUCAUCCUGCACGGUCUGGAUUCUGACCACAUCUGGGCCGAGGUUGGAAUGAACUCCACGGGCGUGCGUGCGAAUCAUUCGGCCUCUGCCAUCAUGCUUGGUGAGACUGACCUGAGCAACUCACUUCGCUCUGACACUGGAAACUUGGGAGCGGUGCACAACUUCGCGCGCUUCUCGCUCCACACCCUGCUUCCAGGACUGUCGCGAGUGGUGUAUCUGGACGUGGAUGUCGUUGUCAAGGGAGACCUCUCCGAGCUCUACAACGUGAACAUGAGCACAGUGAACGGUGCUCCGGGCACGGUGGCAGCUGUCCAGCGAAGCAACCAGCCUCUGCGGACUUACGUCGACGUUCUGCAGCCAGCCGUUCCCAGCUGGCUGCCCAGCGAAGCGCCCUCCUUCAAUGCGGGUGUAAUGGUCAUCGACCUUGCGCGCUGGAGGCAGCGCCACGCGUCACGCUUGGUUGCGGAGUGGAUCGAAAUGAACUCGAAAAGGCGCCUGUGGCUGCACGGAUCUCAGCCGCCACUCCUACUGCUCUUCCAUGACGAGGUGGUGUCUCUGCAUUGGUCCUGGAAUGUGGACGGGCUGGGGCAUCGGCUGAACUACCCCAAACAUGUGCUGGCAGAGGCAAAGGUGCUUCACUGGACCGGGCCUUUGAAGCCUUGGCGCCAUCACGGUGUGAACCGCAAGCUGUGGGAGCCCCACACACGCGAGUACUGCCCGAAGUAUUCCAACCGGGAGCACACGACGACUUGCCGGCCGGACAGCUGGUUCUGCUGA